This is a messenger RNA of Drosophila teissieri, 1651 nucleotides long. RefSeq names its product DDB1- and CUL4-associated factor 12 (gene DCAF12). Gene Ontology annotation, cellular component: Cul4-RING E3 ubiquitin ligase complex. Lineage: Eukaryota; Metazoa; Arthropoda; Insecta; Diptera; Drosophilidae. Bases 80 to 1459 code for a protein of 459 amino acids. The record is from RefSeq and is a predicted model, not a curated record. Gene Ontology annotation, molecular function: protein binding. The transcript has 4 exons.
UCUACGCACCACCAUUUUUGUUUGCGGAUGAUAACCAGUAAAGAAAAGACAACAAAUCGGAUUAAACAAUUGCCUUAAGAUGUACAACGGGAUGGUGAGAACCAUCCGCGACAGCGUCGUGGGCACCUAUCCGUCCUGCCACGUGACCUCGCGGCUGGAGGAGCGCAGGGCCAAGCAGAGGGCGAUGCGCCAGGAGCGCAGAAGGAAACCGGACAAGCCAGACGACUUUGUCACCUACGAGGAUUCCGGCAGCGACGAGGAGACGCCCCAGCAGCAGGAGGAGGUCCUGAACACAUCGUACAACCUGUGCGACUACCUGCGCAGCCGGGAGAGUGGUCUCCGGGAUCGUCGCAGCGUCAAUGUGGAGUACACCAGCCGCUACGUGCUAACCCACGACAUGCUGCGCGAGACGCAGAUCAGUCUCGGCUACAUCAACAAGGUCUUCUGCUCCAAGUGGCUGAGCAGUCGACAAGUGGUUUUCGGGACCAAGUGCAACAAACUGCUCGUCUACGAUGUCAACAUGCGCCGCGUGGACGCCAUACCCACGCUCUCCAAUAGCCGGGCAAACCAUCCUGAGGUCCAGGGUGGCUUGCACGCCAUCGAGCUGUCGCCCAGCCGAUCCUUCCUAGCCACCGGGGCGCGCAACUCCUCCGACAUUGCUGUGUACCGACUGCCUACGCUAGAUCCCGUGUGCGUAGGCGAAGGUGGGCACCGCGAUCUUAUAAUGGGCAUGUGCUGGCUGGAUGACCAGUUUCUUGUGUCCGGAUCGAAGGACUCUCGCAUGGCUCUGUGGCGGAUCAACGAGGACCACAUGGAGUUUCCGGAUGGUGGGGAGGAAGCAUGUCCCACCUUUGCCACGAUUCACCCCCUUAGUGUCAAGGAAGUUCGCACUGCCCAGAGGAUUCGCUCUCUUUGCUUCAACAAGGAAUUUAAGGAGAUUGCCGCCCUCUCGCUGAACGGAUACAUUCACAUAUUUAAUGCGGAAACAUUCAAGCAAACGCUCUCCCGAAAGCUGCCAAACUGCCAGGACAACGUGAGCAUCGCGUACCACAGUGACGGCCUUUACGCCGUGGGAUGCCGUUCCUAUACCAUCCUUUUGGACGCCCGAACCCUUCAAACCAUUAAGAAGAUCACAUCUCGAUACAGUGGCUGCGGAAUACGGGCCACCUCUUUCGAGGGUAACCUGCUCACCGUUGGCACAGGUCUGGGCAUGCUCUUGUUCUACGACAUUCGCGCCGGAAAGUAUUUGGAGAGCAGUGUAAAUGCCUCGCGCACAGUCGCAUUGAAGUGUAGCAAGGGAAUUGUGUAUCCGGAGGACGAGAUGGAUGGCUUCCAGCAGGUGAAGUAUGUGCCCGCCAUCUACACCCACUGCUAUGAUAGCACUCGGAUGCGCCUGUUCGCUGCGGGAGGACCACUGCCGGCGACUUUGGUGGGCAACUAUGCGGGCGUUUGGCAAUAGAUUAGCAUAGGAUGCGAUCCGGGCUCACAAUACUGAUUAGUAUUUAAGUACAUAGUUAUUCGUAGUUAUUCGACUUGUGAUCUUUAAUCUUUUGGCGCAUUUCGAUUCAAAUCGUUCACCUGCAUAUGUAUUCCGCCAAGACAGAUUUUUAUUUAACUUGAUUACUCACUUUUGGUUUUAAUAAAAUUUAUG